This is a messenger RNA of Mycosarcoma maydis (corn smut), 1896 nucleotides long. RefSeq lists its product as uncharacterized. The record is from RefSeq and is a predicted model, not a curated record. The coding region runs from base 1 to 1896 and encodes 631 amino acids. Lineage: Eukaryota; Fungi; Basidiomycota; Ustilaginomycetes; Ustilaginales. The transcript has a single exon. Gene Ontology annotation, cellular component: plasma membrane. Gene Ontology annotation, molecular function: phosphoprotein phosphatase activity.
AUGUCUUCUCCCAUCACCAGCGUCCCGGACCCAUCCGAAUCAUCCGCGUUGGCAUCCAUCAUCACACAAGUUCAACCCGGACAAGUACCCGUGGUCGCUCGAGCUGCUCGACCCGCCCAACUCGCGUCGAAAACUGCUGUCGAUGCUUCUGCAAAGAAAAAGAAGAAGAAAAAGAAGAAAAAGGGCGCUGCGGCAGCUACCACUGCACAAGUAGAACAAGCUGCCCAUCUCAGGUCGCAGGAUCAAGCCGUCGCCGCGGCAGCACGCCUCGGUUCCGAAGCCGCACACUCACAAGCUCGCGCCAACUCGAGCGUCGCCACCUCAGCACCCGCUCCCGCCAUUUCGUCGGCUGUCGUCGCAUCUUCAACAGACACGCAAGAAGAUUCGGAAACGCACCAUUCACACCAAGCUUCCUCUACCUUGAUCGGCACUUCCACCGCCGGAAACACACUCACACACGCUAGCGUGCUUCCUGCGUCCGAUGCGACCCACUCAUCCGCAGCUGCAGAACAGCAAGAGGUUACCCAAGCCUCUCGUGUACCAACGGCCGCCGAAAGCAGCGAGAAAACUGUCGAGAAGCACGGCCUGAUCGAUGUACCUCGACGCACACAUGCAUCCAGCCUGCCAGCGGCGCCAUCACCCGUCGGCGUUGCAAACGCGAAUACUUCCACAGCCAAGACCGCCAAACCGGCAGCCAACACAGCAAACGCAGCAAACGCCGCACCGGCCUCGUCACCCUCUACCAAAUCCACUUUGACGUCGAGAGCGGCGACAAAGACAUCCAAGUCAAGCAAGCCAAGCUUCGCACAGCGAUUCGUCGCAUUCCUCACCUGUUCCUCUGCGACCUCUGCUGCAGUGCAACACGAAGAGAUGCAGGAAAAGAGCCGUGCAAGCAGCACGCGGAACGCUGCAACUGCGGCGGGUACAAUCAAACCUGGCGUCAUACCUGGACGAACAGCCAACUCGAACGAGAAAUGUGCAGCGAAACCUGCCGGUGCGGACUACCCAACCACCGCGGGUGGAGGCACCAAGUUGCCGCGCGCAGAGACGGGUGAUGUCAUGUCCGGCGCGGUGGUGCCUCCCGGUGCGUCGUUCGUUACCGCCGACGAAGCACGCAAGUCUCGAGCCUCGAGUGUCAACGGUGGCGCGAAUCGAUCUUCGCUAUCCGCCUCGUCUGACCAAGACCAAGAUGAGGAUGAUUCCGACGACAACGAGGACGAGGACGAUGACGAUGACGACGAGAUGGAUCUGGACGACGAAGAUUACCUGACCGACGAUCAGACGGAAGAGCAGCGGUUGAUCAUGCAAGGCGGCAUGGGAAUCCCGUUGGACGAGUUCGGACAAGCGUGUCCUCUGUUGCCCAGCAUCGGCGCGCUCGACACGGGACGCAAAUGUCUCGUUCUUGAUCUGGACGAGACGCUGGUGCAUUCGAGCUUCAAGAUGAUUCAAAAUGCAGACUUUAUUGUGCCAGUCGAGAUCGACGGUACGGUGCACAAUGUGUAUGUGAUCAAGCGACCUGGAGUAGACGAAUUCAUGCGUCAGAUGGGCCUGAUCUAUGAAGUGGUCGUCUUCACCGCUUCGCUCUCCAAGUAUGCGGAUCCUGUGCUGGAUAUGUUGGACAUUCACCAUGCUGUUCGACAUAGGUUGUUUAGGGAGAGCUGUUACAACCACAAGGGCAACUAUGUGAAGGAUCUAAGUCAACUAGGAAGGCGCAUUGGCGAGACGAUCAUCAUCGACAAUUCACCUGCCAGCUACAUCUUCCAUCCGAACAACGCGGUGCCUAUCAGCAGCUGGUUCAACGACCCUCAUGACACCGAACUGACCGACCUGUGUCCGUUCCUCGCCGACCUCGCGCAUGUCGACGACGUCCGCGCCGUCCUAGACGGCGCUCUCUAG